AUGAGAGGAAUGGGUUUCAUUUGGACAACCGGUAAUAACGGAUCGUAUUUAAAUUCGUGGGAUUCAUCUUAUGAUAGCUUAUACGAUGAAAUGCCAUUUUGGAUUGAUCCAACAUUUCAUCCUUAUUUGAAUACAACUGAAAUACAUUGUCAUCGAUUUGUCAUCUGGACACAUACCAAUGAUAACUAUGCACGUGCGAUACCUUGCGAAUAUCCAACAAAUGUUAAUUUGGUACUUUGCGAAUAUGAUUGUAAAAUCAAAUAUAAAUAA
Messenger RNA from Brugia malayi, 270 nucleotides. RefSeq lists its product as uncharacterized. The record is from RefSeq and is a predicted model, not a curated record. Bases 1 to 270 code for a protein of 89 amino acids. The transcript has 2 exons. Lineage: Eukaryota; Metazoa; Nematoda; Chromadorea; Rhabditida; Onchocercidae.